AUGACCUGCCUUCACUCUAACUGGAGUGCCUGGAAGGUGGCCGUAACGGCCGCGACCCUCGUCGCCGGGGUUCUUGGUGACAACAUUCUCAAGACAUCUGGUGUUGCUGACUGCGGUUCAGAGCCCGGUAUCAGCAUUGACAAGUUGGAUAUUAGUUACGACAACGAUAAACAAACUGUCACUUUCGAUGUUGCGGGUACCAGCGACAAGCAGCGAAAUGUCUCGGCCAUCCUCGAAGUCAACGCAUAUGGCCGCAAGGUCUACGAGAAUUCAAUCAACCCCUGCAGCAAAGACACUCCCAUCCCACAGCUCUGCCCUCUCCCCGACAAGCAUUUCGCUGCCGCUGGAAGCCAAAAGAUAGACUCGGAGUGGGCCAACAAAGUUCCUUCCAUUGCUUUCCAGGUCCCUGAUAUCUCAGCUCAAGCAACUCUCCGACUCGUAUCAGUCGACAAUCCCGAAGAGCAGGUUGCGUGUUUCCAGGCUCAGGUCGGCAAUGGAAAGACGGCCUCGGUUCCCGCAGUCACUUAUCUUUCUGUUGGUGUUGUUGGCGCCGCCCUUCUCGUCUCGGGUGCAUCCGCAGCUUCGUCCGCUCUUAGUGGUACUGCAGGCGCUGGACAUGGCGGUGCUCCUAGUCCAAGCUUUGCCGAGACUCUCGGAUGGUUUCAGGGUAUGGCCAUGAAUGGCAUGCUUUCAGUGGACUACCCCCCUGUCUACCGCAGCUUUGUCAAGAAUUUUGGCUUCUCAGCCGGUAUCAUCCCAUGGGAGUCACUGCAGAAGUCUAUCGAUAACUUCCGUAACAUGACCGGAGGUGAUCUCACCAACGACAGCUUCGACGUACUCAGAAAUGCUACACUGGUCUUCUCCGAUAACUCUACUAGCCCUCCCGAGGAUCACUCGUAUAAAGUUAAGCGCGCUUUCAACACUUUUGAGUCCUUGGCCAACCUGGCCAUCCGCGGCGUCGAGACUUCAGUGGGAGAUGCGUCGGAGAGUGAAGGUGGGCAAAGCCUCAAGAACCAGACCCUCUCGGUUGCUGGAAUCUCAGCCUACGUUCAGCAGUAUAGUGUUCCCAAGUCCAACACUUUUAUGACGGUUCUGCUCGUUGUCGCCAUCAUCAUCGCGACCAUCAUUGUCAGUAUUCUUCUCGUCAAGGCCAUCCUCGAAUUCUGGGCUCUGUUUGGCAGCUUUCCGCAAUCUCUAUCUGGAUUCCGUGAGCAUUACUGGGGUUCCAUUGCCCGAACCAUCACUCACCUAAUUCUCGUCCUCUACGGUAUCUGGGUAUUGUAUUGUGUGUUUCAGUUCACAGUGGGUGACUCAUGGGUCGCACAGCUAUUAGCUGGUGUCACGCUUGCAAUCUUUACAGCUAUCCUUGGUUGGUUUACUUGGAAAAUCUUCAGUACAGUCAAGAAACUGAAGAGCACUGAGGGCAACGCUGAUGCCUUGUACAACGAUAAGGAGAUUUGGGUCAAGUACUCUCUUUUCUAUGAGUCCUACAAGAAAGACUACUGGUGGAUCUUCAUUCCCACAAUAGUCUAUCUCUUUGCAAAGGGCUGCACUCUCGCUGUUGGCGAUGGCAAUGGCAUGGCUCAGACCAUUGCCCAGCUUGUCGUUGAGUCCAUUUUCUUGUGUCUUCUCGUCUGGACUCGACCCUUCGAGCGAAAGUCUAGCAACAUCAUUGGCAUCGCCAUUCAGUCGGUUCGCGUCCUGUCUGUUGCUCUCAUUCUUGUCUUUGUUCAUGAGCUCAAGAUUCCCCAGGACAGCAAGACAAUCGCUGGUGUAGUCCUCAUCGCAGUCCAGUCUGCUCUGACUGGUCUCUUGGUCAUCCUCAUCAUCUGGAACGCGAUCAAUGUUCUCGUCAAGGAGAACCCACACCGCAAGCGAAGAAAGGAGAUGGAGAAAGCCAAGCGUGAUAUGGACACUCUCACACCUCUGGAUGCCCGGAAUUCUCUGCUCCUUGACCGCAAGGACAACAACAACAUCUCCAUGUUCGCCAUGCCUGCUCCUCAAGAAAAGGUCUCGGGCCGAUCCAUGUCCCUUGACCAAUACAGGGACGCUGAGUCAGGAUAUCAACAACCACCACCGAACUACCUGUCUUCGAGCCCCCCUAUGCAACGAAACCUCACCAACAUGGAGCACAACAACGACUCUCAGUAUCUGAUGGACAACGCAGCACCUGUAGCGUGGACCAACCGAGACCCAAGUCCAGUGGGCAUGGGAAGAUACGACUCUGGAGAUACCAGCUACAGCCCUCUCAACAAGCAACAAACAUAUGGGUAUGGAAAUGGAGGUGGUUAUAGAGGGUUUUGA
Molecule: messenger RNA, 2304 nt
Organism: Fusarium proliferatum ET1
Lineage: Eukaryota; Fungi; Ascomycota; Sordariomycetes; Hypocreales; Nectriaceae
Exons: 2
Coding region: 1-2304 (767 amino acids)
Biological process (GO): transmembrane transport; fungal-type cell wall biogenesis
Source: RefSeq, a predicted model, not a curated record